AUGAAUGUACAGGAUAGAAGAAGGAUCCUUGGCCCCCAGAAUGCUAAGCCAAUCACUUUUAGUUCAGUGCGGAGCGAAACGGAUGCUGGAAGCUCAACAGAAGACGAUAAUGCUAGAUUAGUUGAAAAAGAUGGACAAGGAUCUAUGUUUAUAAAAAGUGGGUUAGUCAGCAAUGCCAACGGGUCCUCAUAUCUAGAAUUAAAUGGAAACUCGCAUUAUUCAUUGUUAGUCACAUCGGUAUACGGGCCUCGUCCCAUUCGUGGGUCAUUUACUUCUCAGGCGACGGUGUCCGUACAGUUCAAGGAAGUAACGUUGGAAAGGUGGAGUUCAGGGGAGGUUAUGGAAAUAUGUAAUUUUCUAACCAAUGUAUUCAAUGCUGUAAUUCGAUUAGAGAGGUAUCCAAAAUCGGGAAUUGAUAUUUUUUUAAAUUUAAUUCAACAUAGUGAUUCUAAGAAGAGUGAAGAAGAUAUAAGCUUAGUAUCAAUUUUACCGUACUGUAUCAAUGGAAUCACCUUAGCUUUGGUGGAUGCGGGCAUAGAAGUAGUGGAUAUGGUAAGUGCCGGUAGAUACAACCGCAAUGUUAUUGCAUUUGGCAAAAACGGCGAAGAAAUUGUUGGCUACUGGCAAGAUGACAAUGAGGAAGACAUCCUGAAUGUCGUUCAAAAAUGCCGAGAAGAGUAUUUUAAAGGCAGAGAGACGAUGGUAAACUACUUAGUUUCUAAGAAUAGUGAUUCCAUGUAA
Messenger RNA from Eremothecium cymbalariae DBVPG#7215, 741 nucleotides. RefSeq names its product exosome non-catalytic core subunit MTR3 (gene MTR3). Gene Ontology annotation, biological process: U4 snRNA 3'-end processing; rRNA catabolic process; nuclear mRNA surveillance. Bases 1 to 741 code for a protein of 246 amino acids. Gene Ontology annotation, cellular component: nuclear exosome (RNase complex); cytoplasmic exosome (RNase complex); nucleolus. The record is from RefSeq and is a predicted model, not a curated record. The transcript has a single exon. NCBI's taxonomy places the organism in Eukaryota, Fungi, Ascomycota, Saccharomycetes, Saccharomycetales, Saccharomycetaceae.